CACGGCUCUCCCAGUCACAACAGACAUGGCGGCCGCCGCCCGUGGAGUAUUGCUCCUCUCUCUGUUAGUUCUGCUGCUGAACGCGACGCUCUGCAGCGGCGACACGUACAGGAGACAGUUGUCGCUGGAGUUGAACCCGGGUCUCAACUCCUCUGUCUCCCCGCUCCCCCCGGGCAUCAACCUCAUCCACAUCCGGUCGCUAGGCGACGGGGACACACUGCACUUCCUGUUGUGUAACCAAGGACCACCGACCCUCCUCAUCGUCCACACCAACAGCACCUCCUCCUCCGUCCAGGUGGACUGGCCAGCCUUCCUGUCUGGUAACAACAGCGGGAGCCUGCGGGUGGAGCCAGAGAACUCUGUCCUCCACAGCAACGCUCUGGUCUUAGUCAGGCUCUGGGAGUACGAUGACCUCAACGACACGGCCGACCCCCAGACGGCCCCCCCCUCCAGCUUCCUGCCUCCGUACGAGCUGAGCCGCUUCCAGUGGGGGCCGCUGAACAGCAGCACCCUGGACCCCCCGGGGCCCGGGGGCCCCGAGGCCCGGCUCUGUGGGGGCGACGGGUCCCCGGCCUUCAGCCAGGGGGAGCUCUGCCUCCAGCUGUCGGCGUUCGGGUCGGGGGGGCGGGCGGCUGGCUGGCCCGGGCUGCUCCACAGCGCUAACUCCUCCCAGCUGGGGUUCUGGCUGCAGGGGGUCCGGCCGCGGGCCGACCGCGCCCGCUUCCUGCUGGAGCUGCAGGGCCUGGGCCGACCCCACGGCCCCGGGAGGGUGGAGGUCAGGAGGUCCAUCGACGACGAGUACAGCCCCUCCAUCUUCACCGUGUCCCAGUGGCUGGCCACGCCCCCCGACUCGUCCUCCCCGGUCCUGGGGUUCGUCCAGUGGCGCCCGGUGGCGUACCGCCGGCCGCAGCCCGAGUUCAGCGACACCACGCCCUGCCACCACAGCGCGCCGGCGGCGGUGGAGGCGGCGGCCUCGGGGCUGGGGCGGGCCUUCUACGGGGCGGAGGCCGAGGCCAGCGGCCUCAACAUCAGCUUCGGCCAGCCAGGGGAGCCCUCCUACAACACCACCCAGUACCUGAGCUGGACGGUGCUGGCUGGCGUCGGGGCCCCCCCGGUGGACUCCUUCUCCCCCCUGGUCAUCUCCAUCAUGGCCGUGGGCCUCGGGACCCCCCUGCUGCUCCUGCUGCUGGGCGGGGUCUUCGUCUGCGUCAGGAAGCACCGCCCAGCCGAGGGGCAGGCCUACCGGCCAAUCAACUAGGACCACCGCCUGGCCGAGUGGCAGGGCUACCGGCCAAUCAGCUUGGACCACCGCCUGACCGAGUGGCAGGGCUACCGGCCAAUCAACUAGGACCACCGCCUGGCUGAGUGGCAGGGCUACCGGCCAAUCAGCUUGGACCACCGCCUGGCCGAGUGGCAGGGCUACCGGCCAAUCAACUAGGACCACCGCCUGGCCGAGUGGCAGGGCUACGGGCCAAUCGACUAGGAACACUGUCUCUGAGGCCUCAGAAGGGACUUUAAACGCUCUGGUUGGAGUUUGAAUCCUCAGGUGCCUUGCUCAAGGGCUUGUUCUACUGUAGGACAUUGAACUUGUUUUUAGAAUUUUCUGUAUAAAACACAAUUUUUAUUGCAAUUUUCUGAAACUGUUGAACAAUUUCUUCCAUGAUUAUUGAAAUUGAAUUAUUGUUUGUUUCUGUCAUUGUUGUACAAAGCUUCGUGUUUUACAAAUGGAAUUAUUGAAUUGAAUUGGAACUGAAUGGAAUUACAAAUAAACCCUGAAUCUAACUGGGAAAGUGUUGUCUAGACCUAACCAGUAGUUAUGUUACUUAAACCUAAACAGUAGUUAUGUUACUUAAACCUAACCAGUAGUUAUGUUGUCUACACCUAACCAGUAUUUGUGUCUUUUUAAACCUAACCAUUAGUAAUGUUGUUAAACCUAACCAGAAGUUGUGUUGUCUUAACCCAACCAGUAGUUGUGUUGCCUAAACCUAACCAGGAAAGGGUUGUCUAAACCUUACCAGUAGUUGUGUUGUUGUUGUCGCACAUCGUGACGUCACUCUGACCCGUACACUUCCAGCAUCACCCAAGAUGGCGGCCGUAGAGAGCGGAGAGAAGGAUCAUUGGAGCGAAAGUAUUAAAUAUGUCCUAUAAUACAAUAGUACAGUGGUAGUUCUAGUCAAAAACAACAUCCCGAAGUAGUGUCAUUGGAGAUACUGGUCUUAUAUUGUAUAAAAUACGGAUAAUAUUGAGCCUUUAAAGAACAUAUCGUUCAGUCGCCAGUGAUCGACCGCGGAGCCCCAAGCUACUGUGUCGUCACUGUGAAACCACUACACUCUACACACUCUAAACUCUCCACAUAACACUCUAGACAACAACACAACUACACUCUACAAACAGGUAUACUCUGUAGCACGCUCCUCCAAACAACACAGCCCUCUGCUCCACACACGUCUUCAGUCUACACCCCCCCCAGGGGGGCGGUCAGGCAGGGUGGCCGCGCGGCUGGCUGCGUG
This is a messenger RNA of Gadus chalcogrammus (walleye pollock), 2510 nucleotides long. It is a transcript of the gene glmp, whose product is annotated as glycosylated lysosomal membrane protein. The transcript has 8 exons. Gene Ontology annotation, cellular component: lysosome. The record is from RefSeq and is a predicted model, not a curated record. Bases 26 to 1258 code for a protein of 410 amino acids. NCBI's taxonomy places the organism in Eukaryota, Metazoa, Chordata, Actinopteri, Gadiformes, Gadidae.